Messenger RNA from Zychaea mexicana, 1001 nucleotides. Its product is annotated as S-adenosyl-L-methionine-dependent methyltransferase. Gene Ontology annotation, molecular function: S-adenosylmethionine-dependent methyltransferase activity. The record is from RefSeq and is a predicted model, not a curated record. Lineage: Eukaryota; Fungi; Mucoromycota; Mucoromycetes; Mucorales; Lichtheimiaceae. The coding region runs from base 93 to 884 and encodes 263 amino acids. The transcript has 3 exons.
CCUUUUUCCUCCUGGAUUAAAUACAAAAGCAUCCGAGAAGUAAAUGGGCGUUUUCGUGUCUUCUAAUAUUCAAGCCACUUUACUACACUACUAUGUCGUCAUUACAUCCAACUGCUGCCAAUGGCUUUGAUAAACAAGCUGAUGCUUACGCCCAAACGCGACCUAGUUACCCAAAAGAAUCUCUGGAUCAAUUACAAUCGUUGGUGCCUGAUGUUGAUGCUUGCAUUGUGGACUUAGCAGCGGGUACGGGUAUUUUCACCAAACUGCUAGUCGAUCGGGGCUACAAGAACGUUACCGCUGUGGAACCCGUCGAGGCUAUGCGUGAAAAACUCAAGUCUUUUCUUCCCAAUGUUCCAACGUUGAAUGGAACGAGCUGGGAGAUUCCCUUACCUUCGGAAUCGCAAGAUGCUGUUGUGGUCGCUCAAGCUUUCCACUGGUUCAGCGAUUUGAACAGUCUGAAGGAAAUUCGCCGGGUGCUCAAGCCAAACGGCUAUUUCAUUAUGAUAUGGAACUUGGAAAGCCCUCGUAGUCUCUGGGUUCGCGGUUUGAGAAACAUCUAUGAAAGAUACGAGAAAUCAGCUCCUCAGUACAGAACAGGCGCUUGGCGUGCUGUUUUUGAGAAAGAAGAAGCUAGCGACUUGUUCCAACUGCCACUGAAUCAUGCCCGAUUUGAAAACGACUUUCUGGUCCGUAAGGAGAACAUCUUUACACGCGUCAAUACUAAGAGUUACAUUGCCAUAUUGUCCGAUGAACAGCGAGGCGUUCUUACCAAGGAGAUGGAGUCUAUCCUUGAUGAUCCUGCUAACGGAUGUUCGUUAGACGACCAGGGCCUUACAAUGUACCCUCAUGAUACCGACACUUACUGGACUCAGCGACGCAAUUAAUCAGCUCACAUCAGCAAUGGUUUAGAGUAUCUUUUAAUGGCUGUUGUUGGUAAAUGUUUAGAGUCACAGUAGAUGGAUACUACCACUUCUUAAUAAAGGUUCAAUUUCAGUAACCAC